CUCCAUCACAACCACAACAACACACUUAACUUUGGUUUUCAGACAUAACAUAGCAGAGAAAAGAGAAAUAUAGAGAUAUACAAUAAUAGCAAUGGAAGGUAGAACAAGCAGCUUUGAAACUGACCUUGAUAAUUUGAAGGCAACAGAGUUGAGAUUAGGAUUGCCGGGGACAGAAAAGCCAAUGAAGAAUAACCGAGGCAGCAAACGGACGCUGGCCGAUGAGGAGAGGUCGGAGACAAACUCGGCAGAGAGUGGGCUUGAAACUGCACCACCUGUGGCCAAGGCACAAGUAGUAGGAUGGCCACCUAUUAGAUCUUAUAGGAAGAACAGUUUUCAAGCCAAAAAGGAAGAGAGUGAGGGUGCUGGAAUAUAUGUGAAAGUUAGCAUGGAUGGAGCUCCUUACUUGAGAAAGAUAGACCUACAGUUGUAUAAUGGGUACAAGGAGCUUGUGGUGGCAUUGGAAGGCAUGUUCAAGUGCUUCUCUCUAGGUGAGCUUUCUGGGAUGGAAGGACACAGUGGAUCUGAAUAUGCAGUUACUUAUGAGGAUAAAGAUGGAGAUUGGAUGUUGGUUGGAGAUGUUCCAUGGGGGAUGUUCAUCUCUUCUUGCAAGAGACUGAGGAUAAUGAAAGGAUCUGAAGCAAGAGGACUUGGUGCAAGUUCAUGAGCGUUACUGCAUGCAGUUCUAUAUCUGCACAGAAUUUGUUACAGAUAUGGAGAAAAGUGAUGCUUGAGCUCACCAAAUUCAUAAAAGAUGGAAUUAUAUGUCAUCAUCAUUAUCAUCAUCAUCAUCAUCAUCAUCAUCAUCAAGGAACAGAAAUCAACAGAAAAAAUAAAGCAAAAAAAAGGAAAGAGAGAAAAGUCUGCGUUUAGAUAGUGUUUUCCUUUUUUCUUAUGUUAGGUUUCUUUCAGAGCAUGUUAUUUCCCAUCUUUUUUCUUUUUUUUUUUGUCUUUUUUCUUUUUUAUGUUAACACUUUCAUCCAAGACUGAAAGCUGGAUAUAAGACACAUAGAACACAUGUUUUUUACCUGCAA
Dioscorea cayenensis subsp. rotundata (Guinea yam) is the source of this 1031-nucleotide messenger RNA. RefSeq names its product auxin-induced protein 22D-like. Bases 92 to 664 code for a protein of 190 amino acids. Gene Ontology annotation, cellular component: nucleus. Gene Ontology annotation, molecular function: protein binding. Gene Ontology annotation, biological process: regulation of DNA-templated transcription. Lineage: Eukaryota; Viridiplantae; Streptophyta; Magnoliopsida; Dioscoreales; Dioscoreaceae. The transcript has 4 exons. The record is from RefSeq and is a predicted model, not a curated record.